CCAGCUGCAAAAAUACAUGCUGGCAGCCGAUAGAAGAAGAAAAAGAAGCAAAACAAGCUAAAAUCCAGGGACCAGAGCCCGUCUCUACUAUUACCUAACUGCUUCCCCUGCUCUCCAGAUGGUUCCAUUUUAGCCUGACAUUUGUGUUUAUUGGAAACGUGGAGAUGGGAACCCCUAGUGUUUUGUGGAAUAUUGCGAAGAAGUGUUUCACGGUUGGGGUUAUCACCCUUACAGUUUCGGACCUAUUUGCUAGUAUCGUCCAAGUCCGGGGUACCUCAAUGUGUCCAACAUUUAAUCCCAAAACCAAUAGCUUGCUUGAUUCAUUGAGUGAAGAUCGUGUUCUGGUUGAAAAGUUGUGCCUUAGAAAUUACAAAUUAGCACAUGGUGACGUGGUAGUUUUCAGCUCUCCAAAUAAUCACAAGGAGAAACAUGUAAAGAGAAUUGUUGGCUUGCCAGGUGACUGGGUCAGGACUAUUUACGACGUGGUGCAUGUUCCAGAAGGACACUGCUGGGUUGAGGGAGACAACUCGGCUUCCAGCUUAGACUCGAGGUCAUUCGGCCCCGUUCCAUUGGGUUUGGUUAAAGGAAGGAUCACCCAUAUAUUGUGGCCUCCACAUAGAGUAGGCAGCGUCGACAGAAAAAGUCCUCAAAACCGAGUUUGUGCCUCUUAAUUGGCAUCCCAAUUCUGAACAUCUAUCUGUUCCUUUCUUUUCUAUUCGAUUACAGCUUUUUACUCGCUUGAAGCACUUGUCAAAUGGCGUGGAAGAGUUCUUUCAUGGACAAGUGUUUCCAUCGGUUUCUAAUCAA
Molecule: messenger RNA, 807 nt
Organism: Hibiscus syriacus
Lineage: Eukaryota; Viridiplantae; Streptophyta; Magnoliopsida; Malvales; Malvaceae
Product: mitochondrial inner membrane protease subunit 2-like
Exons: 5
Coding region: 165-671 (168 amino acids)
Biological process (GO): mitochondrial respiratory chain complex assembly
Cellular component (GO): mitochondrial inner membrane peptidase complex; membrane
Molecular function (GO): serine-type endopeptidase activity
Source: RefSeq, a predicted model, not a curated record